GUCCCUGGAGCUUGCAGCACAGGCAGAGCGCGGCUAUCCUCACAUCCGAGGCUCGGAGAACUUGACGCGAGCCGUGGAGGCACGGCCUGUUUCCGGUGCCACGUCGCCAAGCCUGGUCAUGUCCCUUCCAUCUUCUUCUGCCUCCACGCGCACUCCGUCGCCCGGGAGCUUAGGAGCGUCGAGCAGCCGACGCUGGAGCGGUGCUGAGAUGCAGGUGGCGCCGCCUGUGCGUUGGAAAUGGCAGCCUCGUGACGUUGAGAGGCAGCUGAGAGACCGUGGCGAAGGGGCGUCCCACUUGCGGGGGCGGCGGGCCAACCUGGCACGCAUCCGAGAAAUUCAAGGACUGAGCCGACAGGAUUCAUCAUAG
Molecule: messenger RNA, 367 nt
Organism: Symbiodinium pilosum
Lineage: Eukaryota; Dinophyceae; Suessiales; Symbiodiniaceae
Source: the annotation of a GenBank genome assembly